AUGGCGAAGGCAGAGUUUGGUACUCCGAAGUACCUCUCUAAGCAGAUGAAGCUGAAGGGGUUGCAGAAACUCAAGUGGUACUGCCAAGUAUGCGAGAAGCAGUGUCGAGACGAUAAUGGGUUUAAAUGCCAUAUUAGAAGUGAAUCGCAUAUAAAGAGGAUCGCCAAUGUUGGUAAGAGUGACAUUGAAAACUACUCUAAACAGUUCCAGGAUAACUUCAUUUCACAGCUACGCAACUAUCAUGGCGAGAAGAGUAUCAAUGCUAAUAGGUUCUACAAUCAGCUGAUCCAACAGAAGGACCACGUCCAUUUGACUGCCACCAAGUGGUCUUCCUUGUCCCAAUUUGUCCAGGAUAUGGCAAGAAAGGGGAUAAUCAAAGCUGAGAUAACGGAUGAUUCGGAUCAGAGUCUUAGUGGUGUUGACAUUUCGUAUAUUAACAACUCAGGAGACGAGGCAAUGAGAAAGGCAUUGUUGAAGAAGAAAGACGAUGCCGAACGUGGCGAUGAGGCGAUGAGUUCGAUGCUAUUGCAGCAACAGAUAAAGAGGGACCAGAUUUUGCGAAAAGUUGAGACACAUGAGGAGGAAGAUAUAGAACCUGCUGCUGAACCAAGCAAACCUAUCAAGAUUACUCUUGGUGGGACGAAGAAACAUGAUUCGUCAAAUUUCAAAAAGGCCAAUGCUUUCAAAGUGUCAAAGCCCAAAAAGACGAACGUAUUCAAGUCAUGA
Williopsis jadinii is the source of this 726-nucleotide messenger RNA. It is a transcript of the gene RTS2, whose product is annotated as Rts2p. The transcript has a single exon. Gene Ontology annotation, molecular function: double-stranded DNA binding. The record is from RefSeq and is a predicted model, not a curated record. Gene Ontology annotation, biological process: DNA damage response; DNA replication. The coding region runs from base 1 to 726 and encodes 241 amino acids. Gene Ontology annotation, cellular component: nucleus. Lineage: Eukaryota; Fungi; Ascomycota; Saccharomycetes; Phaffomycetales; Wickerhamomycetaceae.